This is a messenger RNA of Micromonas pusilla CCMP1545, 1059 nucleotides long. RefSeq lists its product as uncharacterized. Lineage: Eukaryota; Viridiplantae; Chlorophyta; Mamiellophyceae; Mamiellales; Mamiellaceae. The transcript has a single exon. The coding region runs from base 1 to 1059 and encodes 352 amino acids. The record is from RefSeq and is a predicted model, not a curated record. Gene Ontology annotation, molecular function: protein binding.
AUGUCCGCGUCCGGCGCGUCGAUGCUCGGGCACACGUCCCGCGCGUCGCCGUCGCGCGUUUCGACCGGAUCGCGCUCGCCGAGGAGCCGAUCGCCGAGCCCGUCGCGCGCGCCGACGCGCACGUCCGGCGGGUCUCCCUCGCACCACUCGCACGUCACGCGCGCGACGUACGGCGCGAACUGGAACGUCGCGGAGCGCAUGUACGCGGAGGGGGGCGUCAAGAGCAUGACGAUGCGCGAGGGCGACCAGGCGGCGCUGCUGGCGUCCGUCGCGAAGCACUUCGAGGCGCUGAAACAGAUCCCAGACUUUCUGCCGCACCUCCACGUGGACUACGACGCCGUGGAGGUUCGAGACUCCACGGUGUGCGACGGGAAGGGCGUGUUCGCGAUCAGGGACAUCGAGCCGCACGAGCUCCUCACGCUGUACCCGGCGUCGAACGAGCUGUCGCUGAUGCGCGUGGAGAAGGCGUCGUCGAAGGAUGGAGAAAAAGAUGAGGGGGCGGGCGGGGACGACGACGGCGGCGCCGCCGAGGGCGUCGCGUCGACGAUCAAAUCCGAGACGUACGUCGCGCCGCAGCCGUCGUACGUCAUGUUCAACGGGCACAAGAUGUUCGGCGACGGCAACGCGCUCAGGUUAGAGGCGGACCCGGGCGCGCCGCUGGUGUCCGGGUUUUUAGGGCACCUCGUCAACGACGUCCUUCCGCCGCCGACGGAUGCGACGGACGCGGCCUACGCGGGAGAGUACCUGAAGAAGACGACGAACGAGACGAACUGCCACGCCGUGCCGUUUCCGUCUGGAAUCGUCGCGAUCGCGGCGUCGAAGAAGAUACGCGCCGGGGAGGAGCUCCUGAUGACGUACAGCUUCGGGUUCGACAAGUCCUUCAUGGACGGCGUCAACGCGGACGUCGAGCUGAAAAAAAAGAUGCUCUCCAACGCCUUCGCCGCGGAUAUGAAAGUUUUGAGCGUGAAGAUGGAGCAGCUCACGCGGGAGUCGCUGAAGGUGCAUCGCGAGGCGGAGAUUUUGUCGAGGGAGCUUCUGUGCGACGUCGCGGGGGAGUGA